This is a messenger RNA of Leucoraja erinaceus (little skate), 5814 nucleotides long. RefSeq names its product cytochrome P450 2D15-like. Gene Ontology annotation, cellular component: cytoplasm; intracellular membrane-bounded organelle. NCBI's taxonomy places the organism in Eukaryota, Metazoa, Chordata, Chondrichthyes, Rajiformes, Rajidae. The transcript has 9 exons. Bases 1265 to 2608 code for a protein of 447 amino acids. Gene Ontology annotation, biological process: arachidonate metabolic process; xenobiotic metabolic process. Gene Ontology annotation, molecular function: heme binding; oxidoreductase activity, acting on paired donors, with incorporation or reduction of molecular oxygen, reduced flavin or flavoprotein as one donor, and incorporation of one atom of oxygen; iron ion binding. The record is from RefSeq and is a predicted model, not a curated record.
GAAGAAGUGUGGCAACUACCCUCCCGGGCCCCGGGCUCUGCCUUUCCUCGGCAACCUUCUACAAGUGGAUCUGCACAACCCGCACCUGUCAUUCACAAAGGUAAAGACAGCGAGUGAAGAGAGAGAGGGAGAGAGACCGUGGGAAGGAAGCGGUCACACACCCGGGACCACCUUUAACCCUUGGUCUCUCUCUGCUUCUGUCCAGUGGCCUUAACACCCCCAUUUCCAUCCUAUUGGUUGUGUCCUCUGCAUUUAUUGUAGCUGCUUCUUUUAUUUUUUCCGCUGCUAGCUUGCUUGCUUCCUCCUUAUCUUGUACGGCCCAGCAGCGCAGCUGGUAGACGGCCCACGUAUUGCAAGUGCUCUAGUCAGCUUUCCCACAGCACAAAGGCUGGCGUGUGUGCAGGGAUAAGGGAAAGUUGUCAAACAGGUUGCACAACAGAUUAAAAAAAAAGUUAUCCUUGUACUGCAUCCAUUUCUCCACCAUUUAUUUCUUGAUAAUCCAGUUCUUGGAAUUUUAAACAUCACACUGCUGUUGGGAGCUCCUUCAGCUGCGUGUUUGGCUUUUAUUUUCAUUUCUAAACAUGAACUAUUAAUAUCUAAACUCCCUUCAUAAAAAUAGAAAGGCGAAUUUUUUUUCCGUAAGUGGUGAAAGUGUGAGAGAUGUUAGCGUUCAAAGAGACUUGAGAAUCUCCGUCUUUGAAGUCACUGACGUCAAAUGAUUAGAAAAUAUCGGUUUGUUGGCCUGCAGUGAAAUUCUGUUGAGCCACGCAGGACUAUAUUUGGUACGCAGUUUUACAAUAUCCAACUAUAAUGUCCUGAGAAGAGUUGAAGACACUUUUAAGAGAUAGUAACUGAGAAUUUGGAGCAGGGCAAAUCAUGAUUGUCUACUUGUUAAGUGCUAGUAGAACACAUCUGGACCAAGCGCGAGUCCUAAGGUGAUGACACAGACACCUAUCGAUUGUGGCAAGACUAACAUGCUAUAAAGGGCUACAAAGUGAAGCCGGGCGCUCCCUGAUGAGCACAAUGCAUUUUAUACUCCCUUUGAGCAGAAGGUCUGUGGAAGGAUAUCACCUGCCCCAUUCGCCUUGCCGAUGGUCACUGUGGCAGAUGCAAGAUCGGCCUUCCUGAGAUGGCCUUCCUGAACUAUCCCGGAUGGAGUUACCGGCCGCAUCCUCAGGACCUGGAUGAACCUGCUGAGAGAAGCAUUCAUAGACAUCUUUAAUAUCUCGCUGCUCCGUUCUGAGACCCCACCUGCUUCAAGUAGAUGACUAUCAUCCCAGUGCCAAAGAACAGCAAGUUGCGGGAGAAGUACGGCGAUGUGAUGAGCUUAGACUUUGGGUGGACAAACGUGGUGGUGCUGAGCGGCUACAAGACCCUGAAAGAGGCACUGGUGAAAAAAUCUGAAGAUUUUGCAGACCGGCCAGUCCUUCCAAUAUAUAAGAAGCUCAUUGAGAGGACCGGAGGAGGUAUUGCAUUCGCAAGAUAUGGCCAUUGGUGGAAGGAGCAGAGAAAAUUCUCACUUUCCGUAAUGAAAAACUUUGGACUGGGGAAAAAAUCGCUGGAGCUGCGAAUUGCAGAAGAAGCAGAAAUGUUGAAUAAAGCAUUUGAAGAGGAAAAAGGUCUCGCCUUUGAUCCAAAUUUCAGGAUACGCAUUGCAGUCUCAAAUAUUAUCUGCUCAAUUGCCUUUGGACAUCGCUUUGAAUAUCAAGAUCAAAAAUUCCUUGAAUUUCUCCACAUCAGUGAAGAAAGUUUCAAAAUGGAUGGUAGCUUUUGGGGUCAGUUGUUCAACACUUUCCCUUUUAUUCAUCACCUCCCGGGACCACACCAUAAAAUAUUUGAAUAUCAAGACAAAAUCAUUCAUUUUUUACAAGAAAUAGUCACGGAACAUAAAGAAACAUGGGACGCAAAUGAGUCCAGGGACAUGAUUGACGCAUUUUUGGCAGAGCAUGAGAAGAAUAAGAACAACCCCAAGACAAGUUUCCUGGAAUCAAAUCUGAUCGGCAUAAUCAUUGACAUUUUUACUGGAGGUACAGGGACCAUCUCCACCACCCUGCUCUGGGCCUUGCUCUUCAUGGUGCUCCAUCCUGAUGUGCAGUCCCAGGUCCAUGAGGAGAUUGACAGGGUCAUUGGGAACGGGAAGAAACCAAAGCUGGAAGACCGUGAGGAAAUGCCAUUCACUAACGCAGUUAUCCACGAAACCCAACGCUUAGGAAAUAUUGGUCCAAUUUCACUGCCUCAUCAAACAUACAGAGACACCGAGGUCAUGGGUUACACCAUCCCUAAGGGAACAACGAUCAUUCCAAACAUUACCUCGGCCUUGUUUGAUGAAGACAUUUGGUUGACUCCACAUCAGUUUAAUCCGGGACACUUCCUCAACUCGGACGGGAAUUUUGUGAAACCGGAGGCCUUCAUCCCAUUCUCUGCAGGUCACCGUGUGUGUUUGGGGCAGAAGCUGGCAAAGACGGAGCUCUUCAUCUUCUUCACGUCCUUGCUCCAACAUUUCACCUUCUUUCUCCCGGAAAAUGAGCCACGGCCGAACUUCAGGGAAGCUAAAUACGGAAUUAUCCUGUGUCCUCUCCCCUAUCGUCUCUGUGCUAAAACCAGAUGAGACACGUGUGGAAUUUUUCUUACAGGAGCCUUCGUGUCUGCUUUAUCAAUAGUUUGACACAAUCUCCACGCUGAACUGUAUUUUGAUUCCGUUCUAUUCACUCGUGCAUUUAUAAAGAAGAAAUGUAGACAGGCUGUCCCCGGCUUCUCAAGUCCCAGCAUACGGACACCAUGCAACACGAACGUGCUGACAUAAUAUUAUUAAAUUCAGAAGUCUAACGAUGUUCUGACAUUCAUUCCUAUGAACGAGAGAGGACUUCAUCUCCCCACUUUCAGUAAUUGUUUUUUUCUUAUCAGUCUUAUGUGCUUUGGAUGAUGCUAUUCAUUACAUUACGGAAGAGGUGUGGAUCACAAAUCGCGUGUGUAUUUUCUGACGUGGACGUUUGUUACCCAGGGAACAGUUCAGCAGAAAGACUUACCGAGCGAUGGGUGUCAAUGAUGCAGAGCCACUGAAUUCAUAAACCACGUUCAGCCAGCCGGAAAUCAAACAGCUCUUUCUUUCCCCAAGCCAGUGUAAUAUUUCCUUGCUUAUGCAUUUAAUGAGCACAUAAUUGAUUUCAUUGCAUGGUGAUCAAAUAUAAAGACUGUUCUUAUACUACAUUUCAUUCUUCCCUUUAUACAUUCCACUCCUUGAUUUGAUAUAAAUUGAGAAUGUAAUCUGCACCACAGCACACAAAACAGUAUGGGGCUCGGCACCUGCUUGUUUUACACACCCAUCUCAGCGUCAUGUAUCAAGUGUGUAAUCUAUCACUUGAACCAUGCUACAUAGGGUGAAGGUUUGUAGAUACAGUCCCGUUUUAACUGCAUACUUAAACUUCCAAGUGUAUUGUUCCUUAUCGCUUUAGUGCUCAUAAGGAAUAGGUACAGAAUUAGGCCAUUCGGCCCAUCAACUCUACGCUAUUCAAUCAUGGCUGAUCUAUCUCUCCCUCCAAAAUGAUGGGCCUUGAGAAGCUAGUGAUAAGGAGAACUUCUGACCUGCUGCUUAGAUUUGUUCAGUUUAGAGAUACAGUGCAGAAACAGGCCCUUCGGCCCAACAACUCCACGCUGACCAGUGAUGAUAGAUCUCUAUACUUGUAACUAGACACAAAAUGCUGGAGUAACACAGCGGGACAAGCAGUAUGUCUGGAGAGAAGGAAUAGAUAAAGAUUUGGGUCGAGACCUUCAGACUGUGAGCCAGGGGAGAGGGAGAGUAGAGAUAUUUCUAGCUGCCUGGCCUGCUGAAUUCUUCCAACACUUUUUCACUCAAGAUUCCAUCAUCUGCAGACUCCUGUGCCUCAAUUUUUUUGGAUGUGGGAAUGGUGAAAGUCAGAGACAACAAUGGAAAAUUCCAGAAUUCUGUUUCCUUUGUGGAUCUGGGGUGAUGUGAAAUGAACAAAUCCCGGAUUCCACGGAGGGUGGAAAGUAUUUUUCAAUAUAUCAUGCAUUCCCGUGAUAAACAGCACACAACUCUACCAUCUUACACAUGUUCAUAGCAGAAGCAGGAACGUGUAAAGUCCUGUUAGUGCAGCAUUAUGACAUAAGCACUGUGCUUUAUAGACAGUUAUGCUUUAUUAAUAGGAUCACAUUAAAGAAUAACAUUACACUGCAUGUAUGCACAGAAAAGGCUUGAGUUUCAAAACGCAUUAUCUAUACCUAAACUGAGGCAUUCGAUAGAAUCGAGAUUUCCUUUUCUAACAAAAUUUAAUUCACAAAUGAACAUUGAUACAAAUUCACAGAAUAUAAAGGGAGAUUUGCUCUUGUCAUCCCUGUCCAUAUGGAAUAUAUUUUUGGAAAUUGCAAAUUCCAGUUGACAGGGUGGAACCAACCCAAUUUAUAACGUCCAGUCCACUGGACGGAUGGGGCCACGAGACUCUAUAUGUCCACCCGAUCUAUUCCUCUCAUGAUUUUACCCGCCGAUAUAAGAUCACCCCUCAACCUCCUGCUCUCCAGGGAAUAGUCCCAGCCUCUCCUUAUAGCUGAAACCCUCAAGUCCUGGCAACACCCUUGUAAAUCCUUGUAAACAUCUCGAACUGUUCACAACAGUAGCAGAAACAUGUAAGGACCUGCUAGGAUCACUGACAUUUCUCUGCUUUACGUUUUAUCUGUGACACGCCUGAUCAUUUCCCUCAUUUGUCUGCGCACUGCAGACCAGCCUCCUCACCGCUCACAUUUACAAAAUGGAUAUUUUUUUGGGAACUGAUACAAUGCCUCAUACACACAAAUCCAGGUCAGGAAUAUGCAUCAAGGAUAGCACUGGGUGCAUACCGACUCCAACGAAUGCUCUCCUCCAGUGUGAAAGACAAUGGUUCACUACUCUCUCAUCUAUAUGCUGCAGUAAGCAAAUACAUACACGGGGAUGCACACACUCAAUUACACAACAAUACAUGGAUUUACUGUUGGGGGAUUAAAAUCGGUUCGGUAUAGGAUUAGUGCACAUUACUGAUUAUUAUGAACUCAAGGGGCUGAAGGGCCUGGUUCCAUGCUGUAUGAUGAUUUUUGUUAUGGGAUGUCAAAAGGUGAUCUAUUUCUUUCGUGGUAGAUUUUUAACCAAUUCAACUUUUUAAUUUCAUUUUACUUUUAACUCAAAUUUGAAUUCUCAGACUGCCAUGGUAGGGGACAAAGUCCAAAUCUCUGGAAUACUUGCUCAGUGACAGCCUGUGGCUGGGUUCCUGCACCAGUAAUCCUGAAGCCUUGAAUUUUGCUUUCCAUCAAAUACGAAACGAGAAACGUGCUGCUACAUGCAGUCAAUUAUCAUCACCUGUGGGUGAAACAUCAAUCAAUUCUAUUAUUUUCGACAAGACGUGGUUGAUUCUUCUGUAGUAAUUCGUUUCUCUCGAGCAUCCACCUCUAACGGCAGUGAGGUCCCAGGUGUGAUUUCCUUUCAGACACAGCAAGGGGCUGCCUUUUUGGACCUGCAACAAGCCACAAACACAAAGAGGAUCAUGCCCACUGGACUGCACCAGGAAGAUUCCCUCUCACUGAGGGACAAAAACAGGAGUCCCACACUAACCAGGGUGAUCAUAGCAGAGGGGACAAUGUACAAGUUGUUCUGUUUUAUAUUAUUUAAUUCACAUGUUUAAUCAAUAAUGUUUUAUUAUUAAUGUUUCAUGUUUUAUGUGUCAUUUCCAACUGUCACUGUAUGUCAUGUUGUCACUUGUGGGUGGAGCACCAAGACAAAUUACUUGUAUGUGAAUACUUGGUCAAUAAACUUAUUUGUUCAUUCAUUAA